Messenger RNA from Toxotes jaculatrix (banded archerfish), 2530 nucleotides. It is a transcript of the gene dipk1b, whose product is annotated as divergent protein kinase domain 1B. Bases 548 to 1849 code for a protein of 433 amino acids. The transcript is spliced from 5 exons. NCBI's taxonomy places the organism in Eukaryota, Metazoa, Chordata, Actinopteri, Toxotidae. The record is from RefSeq and is a predicted model, not a curated record.
CACCGAUGAGAUUUAUGUCGGCGGUAUAAAAACAUCUCGCAGCCGAAACCCCGCAUCUUUCCCUUUAAAGAAGCGCAGUGAUGAGUCGCUGGGUCGCAGGGGUUGCUGCCUGUGUCUGUGUCACAAUUACAAUCAGUGAUGGAAUAACGAAGGCACUGCCGAUGUAUUAGUCGCGUUUGCUGGUGAUCGCAGGUGGACGCCGGAUUGCAGGUCUUUUAUUCAGGGUUUGUAACGGAGAUUCUUCUGGUCCGUAUGGAGCUCAAAUCUGAAAUUGCUCAAUUUCAAGGACGCUCUCGAUUAUUUUUUUCUCUGAUUUGCGUCUGAAAAAAAAAUCGGAUGACGAGACCAACAGUGUAGAGAUCCAGCCCCCCUGACUGCCGGUGCAGUAAUAAGACAAGAUAAAGGAAAUAUCAAGGCGCAUGCUGCGCUUAAAUAAUCAGCCGUGGUAUUUUGGUUAUUUGCGACGCGUGGCGUAGGUUCGCUGUGAGGAUGUGAUCGCACAGGGAUCCCUGCCUUUUCGCUCCGCUGCCUCCCAACAGAGUCGCUCAUGAUGCCCAGGGCUUUGAGGAGACUGGUCCAUUUGGUGCUGUUCUGCCCUCUGUCCAAAGGCCUGCAGAGUCGUCUCCCUGCCAUUAAGGUGAAGUACCUUCUCCUGGCAUGGCUGGGCAUCCUCAUUGCCAGCUGGGUCAUCUACAUGCAGUAUGCCUCUUACUCUGAACUCUGCCGUGGGCAUGUCUGCCAUAUGGUAAUUUGUGAUCACUACAGAAGGGGCAUAAUAUCAGGCUCAUCCUGCAAGGCAUUGUGUGAUCAGAGAACUCUAACCCUGCAGCGUUGCAUGUCCACUUCCUCUAUACAUCAGGUGUACAGUGGACUGUGGAAGGAGAGACCUGUUGUGAUAAAGUGUGGUAUUGAGGAUCCAGCGAAGACUGAUGGAGCUCCAGACUCUGUACUGCGCCAGGAGAUGAGCUUAUUUGACAAACCCACUCGUGGAACCUCUAUGGAUGAAUUUAAAGAGAUGCUGCACAGUUUCCUCAAGGCUAACCUUGGUGAGCAGCCAUCUCUGAGCACCUUGGUGGACAGGGUCAUUACCCUGGCCGAUGUCAACCAGGAUGGCAAAGUGUCUCUAGCAGAGGCCAAAUCUAUCUGGGCUCUUCUCCAGAUCAAUGAGUUCCUCCUGAUGGUGGCGCUGCAGGAGAAGGAGCACACCCCCAAGCUGCUGGGCUUCUGUGGAGACUUGUAUGUGACAGAACGUGUGGGCCACAGCUCCCUCUACAGGCUAGAGGUGCCUCAUUACCUGCAGGCUCUGGUCCCGGAGGCCUUGAGCUCCAGCCUGAACCACUGGCUUGCACCAGCCUGGCCACGCAGAGCUCGCAUAACCAUUGGCCUGCUGGAGUUUGUGGAAGAGGUCUUCCACGGGUCCUACGGGAGUUUCCUAAUAUGUGAUGCCAGUCCUCACCAUGUGGGCUACAAUUCAAAGUAUGACUGCAAGAUGGCGAACCUGCGCAGUGUGGCAUCUGAGGCAGUUGUCCGGGGAUUUUUGAGGGGACGCCGUUGUGAGACUAACGCAGACUGCACUUAUGGCCGGGACUGCACGGCCACCUGUGAUCGACUGGUGAAGCAGUGUAAUACUGAGGUUGUACAGCCCAAUCUGGCGAAAGUGUGCGUGCUGUUGCAGGAUUUUCUGCUUUUUGGAGCACCCUCAGACCUCCGUGGGGAUCUGGAGAAGCAGCUACGCACCUGUGUGACACUCAGCGGCCUGGCAAGCCAGAUGGAGGUGCAUCACUCACUAGUCCUUAACAACCUGAAGACAUUACUGUGGAAGAAAAUUUCUAACACUCAGUACUCUUGAAAACAGGUUGAAAAUGAUCCAACCUGUAAUUCUACAUAAUGAGUGAAUUAUUCCAUGAACAUGAGUAGUUUUUUCUUAUGAAACGUUGCCAAAUGUUUUAAAGGUGGUGGUGAAAAAAUGUGGUUUCACUCUUCAUUGACUGUGAAUAACAGGAAGCUGUGAACUAAUGAAUAUACAACAUGAAACAGCAGAUGAAUCAGGCUUAUUCUCUUAAAACCUCAUACAAACCCCAUUACGCUUUUGUUUUCCUGCACAUUGUUUUGAGAAGCACAUUCAUCUUUUUAGACAUCUCAGGGCACUGCCUAUUAUUUCAUUUGGAAAAUUCUGUACAUAAAUAGUUAGUUUUUAAAAUAAAGUAACCAACAUACUUGAUAAUUUUGAGUUUCAUAGAAUACUCUUUUGUCUGCCCCUUGUAGAGACACAAUGUCAAAAUCUGAUAAAGUGUUAAUGUUUUUGUACAACUGUAAAUAUCAGUAUAACAUUGUCAUUUCCUGUGUGUAAAUGAAUCUCACUUGAAGCAGAGACAAGACAGUAAUGGAUUGAAUAAUGCAAAUAUAAUAACACUGAAAUGUCCUCCUGAUAUUGAUUAUGUAUUCAAAUGGAACUGAACAGCUGGUGAUGUAAAAGACAAUCAGACAUGAUUAAACUUGAAUGCUGCUUGGAAACCAGACCAAUCCGUGA